Messenger RNA from Oryctolagus cuniculus (rabbit), 2898 nucleotides. RefSeq names its product NLR family apoptosis inhibitory protein (gene NAIP). Gene Ontology annotation, molecular function: cysteine-type endopeptidase inhibitor activity involved in apoptotic process; ATP binding; ATP hydrolysis activity. The record is from RefSeq and is a predicted model, not a curated record. Lineage: Eukaryota; Metazoa; Chordata; Mammalia; Lagomorpha; Leporidae. Gene Ontology annotation, biological process: negative regulation of apoptotic process; pyroptotic inflammatory response; defense response to bacterium. Gene Ontology annotation, cellular component: IPAF inflammasome complex.
AUGUCUGUCUGUGUGCCUGGGCUGUCCAACAAGAUGCUACAGACUGGCGGCCUGAACGGCAGAAAUCCAUCUCAGAGCUCCAGAGGCUGCAAGUCCCACACCAGGGUGUCUGCGGGGUCGCCCUACCAUCCUGCCUGUUUUCAGCUGUACAUGAUCAUGAAGCACUGUGAAAGGAUUGCAAUCUGGGAAUCAAAGGCCACGGCAGGUCCCAAUCCACCCAUAGCGGAUGGGCAGAAUGGUAUUAGGAUUGAGAGAUGUGCAUGUGGUGCUCAGCCGUGCCCCUGUCUUCCUGCCACAGAGAGGACACAGGGUGAAGCCCAGUGGCUUUGGGAGGCAAAGAGUCUGAGUGAGCAGUUGACAGCGGCCUACACUGAUGCCACUUUCCGCCGCAUGACUCUGCUCAAGGUCUCCUCCAGUCUAGCCACGGACCCCUUGCUGGGCUGUGACCUGUCCAUUGUCACAAAGCAUGUCAGCAGCCCCACGCAAGAGCCUGUGGCGUUGCAUGAAGCCUUGGCCACCUUGAACUCUGUCAUGUGCGUGGAGGGCGAAGCUGGCAGUGGGAAGACGGUGCUGCUAAAGAAGAUAGCUUUUCUAUGGGCAUCAGGAUGCUGUCCCUUGUUAAACCGCUUCCAGCUGGUCUUCUACCUGUCCCUUGGUUCGACCAGACCAGACCAGGGACUUGCCAGCAUCAUUUGCGGCCAACUCCUAGGGACAGAGGGAUCUGUUACCAAAAUGUGCCUGCGAACCAUCAUCCAGCAGUUGAAGAAUCAAGUCUUAUUCCUUUUGGAUGAUUACAAGGAGAUGUGUUUGCUCCCCCAAGUCAUAGAGAAACUGAUUCAAAAGAACCACUUGUCACAGACUGGCUUACUGAUCGCCGUCUGCACAAACAGGGCCAGGGCCCUUCGCCACUACCUGGACAGGACUCUGGAGAUCACGGUGUUCCCUUCCUACAACACCAUCUACGUACUACGGACGUUCUUUUUGCAUAACAGAAGCCAUCUGCAGAGGUUUAUGGUUCACUUCAGAAUGAAUGAGGAUUUGCAGAGAAUUCAGAAAACUCCCCUCUUUGUGGCUGCGGUCUGUGCCGACUGGUUUCGGCGUCCGUUCCACCAGUCCUUUGACGAUGAUGCGGUGUUCAAGUGCUACAAGGAAUGCCUUGCUUUGAAGCACAGCGCCUCCGCUGAACUUCUGAAAGCCACUGUGUCCUCCUGCGGCGAGCUGGCUUUGAAAGGGUUUUUCGCAUCUUGCUAUGAGUUUGAUGGCAGUGAGCUCACAGAAGCAGGGGUUGAUGAAGAUGACGACCUGACCAUGAGUCUGAUGAGCAGAUUCUCAGCCCAGAGACUGAGACCAGUCUACCGGUUUUUAAAUCCUGCAUUUCAGGAAUUUCUUGCUGGGACGAGGUUGAUUGAACUCCUGGAUUUGGAGCAGGAGGACCAAGAUUUGGGACUUUUUUAUUUGAGACACAUUGACUCAUCCAUCAUGGCUGUAAGUCCCUAUGGCAAUUUCUUAAACUACAUCUCUAAUCGCACUUCAACAAAGGUGGGACCGAAAAUUCUAUCUCACUUGCUCCAGUUGAUGAGUAAUGAAGCAUCAUUGGAGAUUAUAUCUGAAAAUAAUGACUAUGCGAAGCAGCAUCCGAGGAUGUCAGAGAAGAUGCAAAUAUUUAGGAGCCUGAGGCAAGUAUCUCCGCAAGCUUACUUUUCACUGGUUUCGGAACACUUCCUGACUCUCGCCUUAAAAAUCACUUAUCAAAGCGACACUGUGGUCGCGUGUUCUCCAUUCAUUCUGAAAUUCCUUCAAGGGAGGACCCUGACCUGGAAGGUACCGCAGUUACAGUACUUUUUCGACCACCCAGAAAGCCUGUUGCUAUUGAGGAGUAUCUAGGUCUUGAUACAAGGAGUGAAAGGGGAGCCUAGGCCAGAUUUUUCAGUCAUGGCAGCAUGCUUGGACAAAUCGCAGGCACCGACCAUAGAUCAGGACUACACCUCGGUCUUUGAACCCAUGAAGGAAUGGGAGCAGGAGCUGGCUGAAAAAGAGGAGAGCUUGAAGAACUUCCUGAAGUCCAGCGCCAGGCACCACCGGACGUCGGAGCCGGCUACUGGAAACUCUCCAAAGCAGCCCAAGAUUCCUCUCCUGCAAGUCCACGUGACCAGGGCCAAUGCCGUGGACCAGGACACGCUCAGGGCUCUAACGGCAGCUUUGUCAGCUUCGCAGCACAUCAAACUCCAUUUAAGCCACAGCAGGGGCUUUAUUGAAAGCAUCCAUCCAGCUCUGGAGCCGUGUAAGGCCUCCGUCACCAAGUGCUCCAUAGGCAAUGCUGAGCUCCGCACAGCGGAGCAGGAACUGCUUCUCACCCUGCCUUCCCUGGCAUCGCUUCACGUUACAAGCAUUGAACUACUUUACCCAUUAGGCAGUGACUCCUCCCUCCCACCAGCCCAGUCUGACCAAGUCUUUCCUAAUUUGGACAAAUUUCCCCUGAAAGAACUAUCUGUGAAUCUACAGGGCAACCUAAAUGUUUUCUCAGUCCUCCCUGAAGACUCUGCAAGCUUCCACCAGAUGGAGAAAUCACUGGUCCGCGUGUCGGCUGAGUGUGAUCCUUCCAAACUAGUCAAAAUGAUUCAGAAUUCUCCAAACCUUCAUGUUUUCCACCUGAAAUGUGACUUCUUUUCAGAUUUUGAGUCUCUUAAGACUGCACUUGCUUCCUGCAAGAAACUGAAAGAAAUUGUGUUUUCUGGACCAUUUUUUGAAGCCAUCCCCUUUGUCACCAUUUUGCCAAAUUUUAUUUCUCUGAAGAUAUUGAAUCUUGAAUUCCAACAAUUUCCUGAUCAGGAAACAUCUGAAAAAUUUGGUAUGUUUAUGAAACAGUGCUUUUUCACUUAGGACUCCUACCCUCCAAAU